GUGACGCGCUUUGCGGCGCGUCGUGCGGAGGCGGCGGCGCCGGGCGGCGCUCCUCGGCUCCUCCGGCGUGUGCGGCGCAAUGGCGGAGGAGUGGCUGGGCGUGGAGGCGGCCGUGAGCGCCAGUGAGGGCGAGGAGGAGGGGCAGGAGGACGAUGAGCGGCGGCAUCAGCGGCUCCUGGAGGCGGUCAGCUCCCUCUCGGGACGGCGGCGGCGGAAGCUGGCAGAGCGCACCGAGGCGAGCGUGCAGGUGUCUGAAUUCAACGUCAGCUGCAAAGGUGCUGGGGAGAAGCUGGUUCUGUCUGAGCUCCUGAAGCCUAUCAAACCCAAAUCUGCCCUGGGCAGUGUGAAGAAAGAGCUGAGCAAAGUAAAGCAAAAGAAGGCAGUGGAGCUGCCCCUCAGCAAAGAAGAGGCAAAAAGGGUCGUGAGGGAAGCUGCCUAUGUCACCACCUCGAAGGAUGUGGGCAAGUGGCAGGAGGUGGUUCUGCAGAACCGGCGGGCAGAGCAGCUGGUGUUCCCCCUGAGGCAGGAGAUCACUGCAGUCGCGCCCCUGGAGCAGGUGUCCUCAGCGUGGCAGGCCCGCACUCCCCUAGAGCAGGAGAUCUUUGGCUUACUCCACAGGACAAAGCAGCCCAUUACAGACCCGCUCCUGACACCUGAGGAGACUGCCUCGCUGCAGGCAAUGAGCUUGGAGGAGGCCCGGCAGCGGCGGGCAGAGCUGCAGAAAGCUCGAGCUGUGCAGUCCUACUACGAAGCCAAGGCUCGGCGAGAGAAGAGGAUCAAGAGCAAAAAGUACCAUCGUGUGCUGAAGAGAAGCAGGAAGCGCAAAGCCUUGAAGGAGUUUGAGCAGCUGCAUAAGUCAGACCCCAAGGCUGCCCUGGCCAAGCUGGAGGAGCUGGAGCAGCUUAGGAUGCAGGAGCGAAUGAGUCUUAAGCACCAGAACAAGGGAAAAUGGGCCCGUUCCAGGGCCAUCAUGGCCAAGUAUGACUUGGAGGCCCGCAAAGCUAUGCAGGAGCAGCUGGCCAAGAACAAGGAGCUGAUGGAGAAGGUGCAAGUGGAGCUGCCUGAGGAGGAGCCAGCCGAUGCCCCUGAGGAGCUCCCACCUGUGCCCAUUCCCACUGUUGCCAGCGGAGCCAAUCCCUGGAUGCUGGGUAAGCCCAGCAACCCAGCCCAGGAGCCUGAGGUGCAGGAGGAGUCUGGAGAUGUGGAGGUGCCUGGUGCUGUGGAGAGCAAGGAGGAGAUGUCAGAAGAGGAGGAGGAGAUGUCGGAGGAGGAAGCUCUGCUGCAGGACUUUGCACAGAAGCGGCAGGCACGGCAGCAGCAGGCAGGGAGCCCUGAGGAGCAAGGUGUAGGUGAUGAUGAGGCAGAGGCAGUUCUUGAACAGCCAGGGGACAGCCCUGCCCACCCUGUCUGUGUAGAGGAGGAGCAAGUGAGCACAGUAGGAGCUGAGGAGCAACCCCAGCAGGCCCAGGAGGAGGAGAUCCUGCUGUCAGAGCAGCUGGGACGGGUGCAGACCAUGGAAGAUGUGGAGGCUUUGGCCUCGGAGGAGCAUGUGGAAGAGCAGAAGGUGCUGUCGGCACCAAGAGUGGAGAAGCCAGCAGCCACCAGAGCAGAGAAGCGAGUGCAGCAGCAGGAGGAAAGCAGAGCUGGGGACAAACAUGGCAGGAAAACACCAGCUAAGAAGAAGAAGAUGAUCAGCUUGCAGGCUGUGAUGACAAGGAAGGCCCAGGACGUCCAGUGCCCCAGUAUGCCAGUGGUCGUGGAGGAGGAGGAAGGUGGCAUGGACCAAAGAGGGGUGAUCAAAGAGGCCUUUGCCGGGGACGAUGUGGUCGCUGACUUCAGUCGGGAGAAGCGCAAGGCGGAGGAGGCCACCAAGCCGCAGCCGCUCAACCUGGUGCUGCCAGGCUGGGGAGAGUGGGGAGGCACCGGGCUGAGGCCCAGCGCCAGGAAAACCAAGAGGUUCCUGGUGAAGCCACCACCAGCGCCUCCCAGGAAGGACCAGCACUUGCCCCACGUCAUCCUGAGUGAGAAGCGCAACAUCCACGCGGCGGCACAUCAGGUGAACGAGUUGCCCUUUCCCUUCGAGAGGCACCAGCAGUUCGAGCAGAGCAUCCGCACACCCCUGGGCUCCACCUGGAACACCCAACGAGCCUUCCAGAAGCUGACAGCCCCCCGGGUCAUCACCCGGGCAGGACAUAUCAUCCAGCCCAUCUCUGCUGAGGAUGUCCCUAAUGUAGCUACCGCAGCAGGCACCGGGGCCAAGCCAGGGCUGGAAGUGGUGCCCAAGGAGCCAAAGCAGCCCAGGCAGCCCUCUCACCCCCCACACAAGCGAGCACGGUAACUCCGUGCCCCGCUCUGUCCCAUGUGAUUGGACUGGAGCAGCUGGAGGACCUGGGAGAAGCUUCUGGUUCUGGCUGGUACCUUCCACCACUUCCCCCACAAUAAAACUCCAGCACUGCCCUGGUACUGCCCAGGCAUGUGGCAGGCCUAGAAGGGUGGCACUGGGCUGGAGCAGCCACUGGUGCUCCCUCAGGGCUGUUUUAUGUACCUGGUGGCUUUAGCUUUCAUCUCCCCUUCUUGAUAUGCAACACUCAAGAACAUUGGGCAGGAGUGAGGCCACACCUUGGGUACUGGAGUCAGUCCUGGGCCUUGCUCUCCAAGGACAUUGAUGGGCUAGAGGGGGCCCAGAAGGGCAAGAAAGCUGGUGAGGAGCAGCUGAGGGAAGUGGGGCUGUCCAGCCUGGAAAAAAGGGAGGCUCACUACAGCUCCCUCAAAGGAGGUUGGAGCCAGGUAAGGGUUGGUUUCUCCCGAGGAACAAGCAACAAGACAAGAAGGAGUGGCCUUAAGUUGCCCUAGGGGAAGUUUAGUUUGGACAUUAGGAACAAUUCCUUGUCCUUGAAGACUGUCAAGACCUGCUCCAGUGUGCCUCGUGAAAUGGUGGAGUUUCCAUUCUUGGAGGGGUUUCUGAGUCCUGGAGCUGUGGUGCUGAGGCACCUGGUGACCUGGUGGUGCUGGGUUAGUGGUCAGACCCCAUGAUCUGCAAUUUCUCCUCCAACCUCAAGCAUUCCGUGAUUCCAUACCUCACCUAAAUGUCUUAGUCUUGGCUGAAGGAGCUUUCAGCCACGCCCUGGGGCAUUGCUCCUCGGGUCCACCUCUAGCUCCCACUAACUUCUGCCCUACUCUAAUAAACGCUGUGAGCUAGAGAA
Molecule: messenger RNA, 3203 nt
Organism: Pogoniulus pusillus (Red-fronted tinkerbird)
Lineage: Eukaryota; Metazoa; Chordata; Aves; Piciformes; Lybiidae
Gene: UTP14A
Product: UTP14A small subunit processome component
Exons: 14
Coding region: 80-2338 (752 amino acids)
Biological process (GO): rRNA processing
Cellular component (GO): nucleolus; small-subunit processome
Source: RefSeq, a predicted model, not a curated record